AGUAAGUUCUCAGAAGAGCUGAUUCUCCCUAGUAAUGAGGAUUGGGGGGCAGGGUGAUUCAUAGAUCCAGCUGUGUGACCCCCGGCAACUCUCCCACAAGUAGCCACUUUGUAGGGGUUAGGCGGUCGUGCAGGAGAUAAGUAUGUAAGCACGUUGUGAAUGCUGUUAGGGUUGCCUGACAUUCUUAGAGUAAAAGCUGAAUUCUUCACCAUGGCCUCCAAGGCCCUAAAUGACCAAGCUCCUCCCUCCCACAGUCUUAACAGCACUCAGCGUGGGACACCACACACUGUAAAUUCUUGAUGCGGAGUAACUCUUCUUCAUAAGCUCCCUUUGUGGGUGGGUGGUGUUUCCAUCCCUGUUUUCCAGAGGAAGAAAUUGCGGCACUUGAAGUUAGCGGGAUUUGAAUCUGGGCAGCCACUGUGGCUCCCCUUCCCUCCCAGACUCUGCAAGUCCGUCCUGACCUGGGGUCUUGGCACAUACACUGCCUCCGCCAAGGACACUCUUGUCGCAGAUGCUUCAAAGCCUUAUUAAAAAUGUUUGGAUCCCCAUGAAGCCCUACUAUACCCAGGUUUACCAGGAGAUUUGGUUAGGAAUGGGGUUGAUGAGUGUCAUCAUUUAUAAAAUCAGGAGUGCUGAUAAAAGAAGUAAAGCUUUGAAAGCUUCCAGUCCUGCGCCUGCUCAUGGCCAUCAUUGACCGGCUGUACUUGGAGCACACGUCCGAUGGGAGCAUCAGUCUGUUUGUAAAUCUCAGCACGCUGUUAGAUGGGAACGUGGAGCGCCGCCGUACACUUGUAGAUGUGUCCCCUGUGGCGUGAAUAAAUGUACCUGAGGUGCACCACUGCCCACA
Messenger RNA from Callorhinus ursinus (northern fur seal), 847 nucleotides. NCBI's taxonomy places the organism in Eukaryota, Metazoa, Chordata, Mammalia, Carnivora, Otariidae. The record is from RefSeq and is a predicted model, not a curated record.